GCACAGAGAGGAGCAGCAGCAGCAGGAGCAGGAGGAGCAGCAGGAGGAGCAGGAGGAGCAGGAGGAACACGGACAUCAGGAGCAGGAGGUACGCCGCCUGAGGCCUCAGCUGUCUCUGAUAGACGGAGCAGGAGCAGAUAGGAAGGAAGGAACAAGGAAGCAUCCAGUGAACCCCUCCCCCUGCAGGAUGCUGUACACUGAGUUCCUGCAGCUGUGGCACGAGGCGGUGCAGGCCGUGGACUCGCGGGCCUGGCCGGCCGCUCUGGCCAAGCUGCAGCAGAUCAGCGAGCCCACGUCCCGCACGCUGUUCAACGCCGCCUCGGCCCACCUGGUGCUGGGUCAGCUGGACCGGGCCCUGGAGGCUUUAGACCUCACCAUCUCUAAGGACCAACGCCUCGCUGUCGGCUUCUUCCAGAGAGCAGCGGUGAUGAUGCAGGUCGGCAGGCUGGAGGACGCUCUGUCCGACUGCAUCUGGGCUCAGAAGCACAUGAGAGGCAACACGGUCAUCGACUACAGGCAGCUGGGCCUGAGGUUCAAACUCCACAGCUGGCAGGUGCUGUACAAUGCGGCCGCGGUGUACUGUCGGAUGGGCCAGUGGGAGCAGGCCAGGGAGGUCCUGCUGUCGGCCUCCCAGGAGAGAGGAGGAGGCCGGGGGGGAACCAUAGAGGUGGCUCUGGACAGCGUCCUGGAGGAGGAGGUCCUGGCUCCUCUGCUGGUGCCCGAGGACAUCGUGUUCCGUCCCAGGAAACAGGACGUGGACCAGCUGCAGCAGAGGGACUUCCUGGGCAAAGCAAAGGUGAUCUCCUCGGUGAUUCCCAAUGAUGACUUCGGAGGCUUUGAACCUCUGAGGCUGCAGAAACCCGGUUUCUACGAGCCCAAGGUGGAGGGAGCUCAGGACCCCGGCAUGCGCAUGCGGAUCCCGUACAUGGCCAGGGGCCCCGGGCAACUCACCAUUCCUGGAGGGGCCAUGGUGUUUCUGUUUGGAGAGGAGGACAGGGACGGCCUGGCAACCGUCAUCCAUGAUGGACAGAAAGGACUCGUGCCGAUGUCCCUGCUGGACCCCGCUGACGUCAAGAUGCCCAAAGGCAGAAAGGAGAAGAGAGUCCCCAGUGGGAUCCCUCUCCCCCCUGGACUCAAGCCCCCCUCUCGCCCACAGGCCCAGCCCAGCUCGGCAGCUCCUCCUCGAGACACUCCACCUCCAUCCUAUAUCGACACCACCGUCGCACCGCUGCUCGCCUCACAGCCUCGCAGGAACCACGCCAACGACGGCAACCACGGCAACCACGGCAACCACGCCAACGACCCCAACGACGCCAACGACGCCAACGACGGCAACCACGGCAACCACGCCAACGACCCCAACGACGCCAACGACGCCAACGACCCCAACCACGCCAAUGACUCCAACGAGCAGCAUGACGGUGUGGCUCCGGGUCCAGAGGCCGGCUCUGUGGUGCUGAAGGUCCACUACACCUUCAGCGUGGCCCUGUCCGUCCCCGUGGACUUGCCCUUCCAGGAAGUGAAGGAGCGCGUCGCACAGCAGCUGGGCCAGCCGGCGGCCCGGCUGCGCCUCAGACAUAAGCAGCAUGGGUCCCGGGUGUUGAUCCCUCUGGGUGAGGAGGCGGAGCCAGGCCGCGCUGUGCAAGAGGUAGCCGAGGCUGGCAGAGCCACCCUGUGGUGCCAGGUGAAGGGUUACCGAGUAAGAAAAUCAGAAGGGCACGGGAGCUUCAGCAGCCUGCCGCCCCAGAGGCCCCUGGAGGUUCAAGCCAACACGUGGUUGAGGCGUCUCGCCCAGCAACCUGAGAAAGUCAAGGCGUUAAGUGCCCCGAGUCUGCGGGUGGACACGGUCCUGCUAAGACCAGAUAACUGCUGCCUGGUCUAA
Messenger RNA from Pseudoliparis swirei, 1882 nucleotides. RefSeq names its product NADPH oxidase activator 1 (gene noxa1). NCBI's taxonomy places the organism in Eukaryota, Metazoa, Chordata, Actinopteri, Perciformes, Liparidae. The coding region runs from base 188 to 1882 and encodes 564 amino acids. Gene Ontology annotation, biological process: superoxide anion generation. Gene Ontology annotation, molecular function: superoxide-generating NADPH oxidase activator activity; protein binding. The transcript has 16 exons. The record is from RefSeq and is a predicted model, not a curated record.